Molecule: messenger RNA, 3245 nt
Organism: Ceratotherium simum simum (southern white rhinoceros)
Lineage: Eukaryota; Metazoa; Chordata; Mammalia; Perissodactyla; Rhinocerotidae
Source: RefSeq, a predicted model, not a curated record
CGCAGCCGGCCAAGUCCCCGGAGCCGAGCCUUCCUCCGCGCGAGCCCGGCGCCCCUCGCCGCGGAUGCCCUGUCCGGAGUGCUCCGUGCCGCGCCAGGCUUGCCCGGGUCCGCGGCGAGACAUGCUCGAGCCAGGCGCUGCACCGACCUCGACUUAUCUGUAAGCAGCGGAAGGAAUCAUGGUCAGUAAGGAAGCCGGCAAAUGCGGACUCGCGACGCCAGAGAGUGAAGUGGAGCCUGCCGCCUGCCUGGCCCUGGAGAUGAAAUACGCCCUGGAUCCCAACCGGCAGAUUAAAAAACGGAAUAAAGCCCUGCAGGUGCGGUUUAAGGAUAUCUGCGAGGCGCAGAACGAGCAGAGGGACACGCAGCUCUCUGCGGGACAGCCAGGCGAGAAGCGGGAGGCCAAGGCUGCGUCCUACAGAGCAGCCUACCGCAAAUACAUGACAGUGCCCGCCCGGAGGUCCAUCCCCAACGUCACCAAGAGCACAGGUGUGCAGACCUCGCCCGACCUUAAAAAGUGUUACCAGACCUUCCCUCUGGACCGCAAAAAAGGGAAUCUCAAAAGCAUCCCAGCUGCGGAUGCCUUUAAAAGUCAAGACAAUGGGUUUGUAAUACAUUCGAAAGAGAAGAGUGAGGAAGGGGCCCGGGAGGAGGCCCGACCGUGGGGUGCAGGCCAGGUUCAGAAGACGGCGGCCUUGGUGGUCCAUUCCGAUGAACACGUGAACGCGCUGGACCAGCCCGCUGGGGUCAACUGUGCAGAGCCAUGCAAAAACCCUGAUUUGCACAGCUGCCGAGACGCUCCUCUCAAAAACUCCACUCGGCCUCCCUCCCAAGAGCCUGAUUACCAGCUGCGUGAGAAAGCAAAACAUGACAGGGUGACACCAGACACUGAGGAACCCGCUGCAUCGGCCCAUGGGAGGGUGUUUAAAACGGAGGUGGCCACCGUUUCUGCACCGGUCGCCAGUGCAAAGACCCCAGAGCCGGCCUUAUCAAACUCUGCCGCCACGAGCGAGUGGUCCCUCUUCCCGGUGGCCGACCAGGAGCGGAGGAGAGCCACACAUCUCAAUGGGCUCCAGGUCCCCCCGGGCACUGCUGUGGCCUGCUCGCCCCCAGUGCAGUGCCUGUCCCCUGAAUGUAGUGAACGGCCCCCGCAGACUCCAGCCCCGCUGCCGGGGGAGGAGAACCAGCCUUGUCCGACAGCGGUCGCUGUGGGUGAAGAAUGCCAGCAAAUCGUGCCUCAGACGGAAGUGGGCGACCUGAAAACACAGCUGCAGAUAAUGGAGAACUUGAUCAGUUCCAGCCAAGAAACCAUCAAAGUGCUCUUGGGGGUCAUUCAGGAGUUGGAAAAGGGAGAGGCCCAUCGGGAAGGGCUUUCAUAUCGGACGGGGCAAGACACAGCUAAUUGUGACACAUGCAGGAACAGUGCAUGUAUUAUCUAUAGUGUGGAGCUAGAUUUUAAGCAGCAAGAAGACAAACUCCAGCCAGUUCUGAGGAAACUCCAUCCUUUUGAGGAAACUCAGGUUGCACCUUCGCCUUACUCGCAGGAGACUUACUCCUCCACUCCCAAGCAAAAAUCCAAAACUGAAUCUAAAAAGCACGGAAGAUGGAAACUCUGGUUCCUUUAAAACUCAUGGUGUUUGGAGUCUAAAGGCCGUCUUUAAAACUCACUGGAGUUAAGUAAAUCCUUUUCCAAAAUGAAUAGGAUCGAGUGAACUGUGGCUGACUCGGGCGCCACCCAGUUCUCACCCUGCUUACCAAAAAGGCCUUUGUACUAACAGAUAAUUAACAGAAGCAAGGUAUUAAAUGUCGCACCUUGCCGGCUGUUCUUUGCAGUUCACAGAUGUGGGAUGUAAAAUCUGAAACAAAACUUACAUAGUCAAAGAUGGUAAGUAAAAAUUCCAUGCCCCCACCCCAGAUCGGCAAGUAUUACAUUAUCAACCUGCAAAAUAGCAGGCUGUCACUCUGUACACAGCUAAAACUCAUAAUUAUUUUCAAGCCUUUAUUUUUUUUUUUAAAUAAUGAGAAGAAAAAGCAAGCCUUAUGUUUGCAAAGGACUUCAUUUUUAUGUUUAAUUUUGCAAAUAAGCAGGGGGCGAGUGCAAUUUUCAGCACAUCAAAUUCCAGAGAAAGCACAAUUUUUUCAAGUGGUCGGAGACCAUGAAUAAUCUCUAAAAUGUGACUAUAUGUAUAUUUGCCUUCAUGUGCUAUAGCGCUAAGCCAAGUGACCACAUCUCAGUGUCACACUGACACCUCAAAUUUAGCAUUCUCUUCAUCUCCAGACCUGCAACAUGUUUACUGCUCAUUUUCCAAAUGGCCAGCAGCCAGGAGUCCCCCAAAGUCCGGACAAGCCUUUAAUCACUGCAAGUUGACAGGGUCAAAGCUAUUGGACACUAAGCUUUCUUAGAUCUCAUUUUUAAUCUUUUGGUACCCAAAGGCCAAAUGAUACAUUCUGGCAAGAAUUUGAAAACACACGUAGAGAUACACAAUGGAUAAUACAGUCACCAAUAAAUCACAGGGGUUCUCUGCCACCGGAAAGUGUUUCUGUGGAUCAAUCUUUGAGACAUUGUUCAUCACCAAAAGCGCAGCCAGACAUUUUAUACUAUUCGUUAUGCUUUGUAACAACUGUGGAAGACCUGGCCAUCUCAAAAGAGAAACAGCGUGUUUAGUUUAGCUGCUACCAACAAACAAACUUAAGGUCAACCACAUUUAACCUGUUAGUAAGUUGUACUAAAUGACAUACCUAGGGGAAAGCUGUGAAUCAAAUGUUUUUAGGUAUUUUUUAAAUAAACAGUGACACUUAGAGUUCUCUUUUGAUUACACAUUGCAAUAUAAAUCUUAGUUCCUUUAUUUUUUCACUCAUUCCUCUGCACCUUUGCAAGUAUCUUUUUAUAGAAAUCAAAAGCCCCUAGUCUAUUAAAGACUUUGUCUAUCAAUUUUUUGCUGUUCACAUUAGGAAGUAGGGAUUUUAUUUUGCCUUUUUUUGUACAACUUAAAUUUUGAAUAGUUUGUGAACAUAUGAGAAAACCUAGUCCUCAAGUUUCUGUCCAACAGUUUCAUAUCUAAUCUAGUGCUGACAUGCACACCUCAUUGAUUAGACGCCAAAAAUAAGUGGCUACCCUUGGUGAAAGAAUCUCUACCUGUACGCUUCAGAUGGGAGCUAUUUCUUGCCAUGCAUUUUCCCCCCAACUCAACAGCAAAUCUAUUUUAGUUCUAAGUGUUUGGAUUCUACAAGGUCCUGGUGAUCAGC